This is a messenger RNA of Poecilia latipinna (sailfin molly), 2601 nucleotides long. RefSeq names its product activating transcription factor 7a (gene atf7a). Gene Ontology annotation, molecular function: DNA-binding transcription factor activity; DNA binding. The coding region runs from base 223 to 1740 and encodes 505 amino acids. The transcript has 11 exons. NCBI's taxonomy places the organism in Eukaryota, Metazoa, Chordata, Actinopteri, Cyprinodontiformes, Poeciliidae. Gene Ontology annotation, biological process: regulation of DNA-templated transcription. The record is from RefSeq and is a predicted model, not a curated record.
CUGUAAGCAGCUCCUCAUUGGCCAGCCACAAGCCCCUGUGCGUGAAGGAAAUAUCACCAGGGAAACUUCUCCUCGCUGCCUCUGUGCAUGUUUUCCUCCGUGCCAGGAUUAUUUUUGAAUAGCGUUCGGCUUCCUGCUCAGACUGAAGUCUACAAGCCGCAGCAUCCCCGUUUUGUUGUUUUCGGGAUUUGCCAGCUCUGAGAUCCAUAAAAGCUCGCUGCAAUGUUCUCUUCUUCUCUCUCACAGUUUCAUUGCAAGCUCUUUGCAAAAAUGGGGGACGACAGACCUUUUGUGUGUAACGCUCCCGGCUGUGGACAGAGGUUUACCAAUGAGGACCACUUAGCUGUGCACAAACACAAGCAUGAGAUGACACUGAAGUUUGGACCAGCCAGGACCGACUCUGUUAUAAUUGCAGAUCAAACGCCUACCCCCACUCGUUUUCUUAAGAACUGCGAAGAAGUCGGUCUGUUUAACGAACUCGCCAGCUCCUUCGAACAAGAUGACGAAGACAAGAAGGCGAAGAACUCUCUUCCUGCAGCCAACUCUGUGGCUUUAGACAUGAGCCUGCAGACGCCGUCAGAUGUGAAGGUGAAGCGGGAGUCACCUGUGGAAGUCGACUCCUCACCUCCAGGCAGCCCUGAAUCGAUAUCUGGGAAGUCGGACAGCAACCAGGAGCCAGUGGUUAGAGGAAAGGACACACCACCAAGGAGUUCAGCUCCAACUCCAACUAUUGUCCGCCCAGGUUCUCUUCCACUACACUUGGGCUUCGAUGCCCUUCACCCCACCAUGCCGUCACCCACCUCCGUCAUCACACAGGCUCCGCCUUCAAAUCGCACCUUGGGUUCACCAACUAGCCAUUACCCAAUGAUGAUGCUUCCCACUGGUCAGGCUGUGCCUGUGCUCCCCGGUCCUGUCCAGAUACCCUCUGUCAUUAAUCUGGCUCGACCCAUGUGUAUGGUACCCAACAUUCCUGGAAUCCCUGGUCCUCCUCUGGGAGGCAGCAGCAGCGGCUCCAACUCCCCCUCUGGCUACAGCAGCAUCCACUCAGAGGCCAAGAUGCGCUUGAAAGCAGCGCUGUCGCAGCAGAGCCCUUCGGGUCAGAACUUGGGAUCCAUGGUGAUGGGCAGCAGCCCCAUGGUUCCUCAGAAGGCAGAGCAGAGCCAGCUGCUUGUCCAGCAUCCGGACGCGCCUUCGCCUGCACAACCUCAGGUAUCCCCAGCACAGCCUACAGGUGGGCGUCGACGGCGGACGGCAGACGAUGACCCAGAUGAGCGACGGCAACGCUUCCUGGAGAGGAAUAGGGCGGCGGCAUCACGCUGCAGACAGAAGCGCAAACUGUGGGUCAGUUCUCUGGAGAAGAAGGCCGAGGAGCUCAGCUCUCUCAACGUCUCGCUGUCGAACGAGGUUUCUCUGCUGCGAAACGAAGUGGCACAUUUGAAGCAGCUGCUGCUCGCCCACAAGGACUGCCCUGUCACCACCCUACAAAAGAAAACUGCAUACUUAGCUGCAGAAGAGAGCCUAAAGGAAACCUCUGAGCCUACAGGGUCCCCGGCUCCAGUGAUUCAGCACAGCUCUUUGGCUCCCAGCCCCUCUGCGAUUCAGAACGGCCUGAGCACGAGAGCCGCGGCCGAGGCCAUGGCCAUGUCGGUGCUAGCAGGAAUGGGUCAGCAGCACCAGAGGGUCGAGGGUGGGCCCUCGCACAUUAUCAUGGCUGCACAGUCCCAGUCUGCUGGCAGAUGAUGAGCAGCGCCACCACUGGCCCAGGCUUGGCUCGCCACCCAGGGAUAGAAAAGAUUCCCACCAUCCACAGCCUUUAGGUCCAAAUUUCACAUCUCCCGCUACCCUCUUUCCACAUCUCCUCUUUUGAUCCUCCUGUGGAGCCAUCAAGCUGUGGCCUGGAGCUCAGCAGCAGCAGCAGCAGCAGCCGCAGCCUUCUGGGAACGGACUGAGACUUUUGGGAGAGCUUCCUGUUAACUUUGCCAUAAACUACAGGGGCUGGACUCCGAUAUCCCUUCCUCUUUGCCCUCCUGCUCAUCUCCCCUCAUCCUCGGUGAAUAAGAUGACCUUCUCACCAGGCUGCGAGAAAGUGCGUGGCGUAAUCUGCCGUGAUUAUGAACUUCCUAUAUGUGCACAGUUUCAAACCCACAGGAGUUGCAUAAACGUUGUUGAUCAAAUCAGAUCCAGCACACAGGACUUUAUGCUGUUUUCAGCUGGGAAUAGUGCCUCGUGCCCCUGGACAUUAAUCAUCAUGCUCGCAACCCACACGCCCGUCGCUGCAUAUCGCAUUCAUCUUCAGCUCAAAAGACGCAACAACUUUCCCCACUUCUGACGAUCAGCUUCAGCUUCCUGCUAACGGUUCUGCAUCAAUGUGAUCUGAUCACGGACCCAAACACCUUUCCUCAUUUACCUCCUCUUUAUGUUUAAGACAUAUUUUAACUGUGUGUGAUUGUAUACUUGUGUACAGCAGAACGUGAGUAGUUGCUUCAGAUUUGACACAUUGUUAGCUGUGAUGUUUGCAUGUGACUUUUCCCGAGUGGGUGUAAAGUAUGUGCAGCUAUCUGAUUUGGCAUAUCAUCCAAUAUCAGUCUCUAAAACCAAAAA